GCCUCACCCAUGAUUGGAUAAGAACAAAAAACGAAAUAUCUCCAACCCACCAACAAUCCAAUGCAGUGAACGGGUUUAGCAGAAAUUUGCAGAACCCCGUUGCCGUACCGCACAUUACAAGGAAAUGAAACCCAUGAAUGCCAUGCACGAGAUUUACGAGCAACAAAUGGAAAAUGAAUAGCCAACAAACAGUACGGAGCAUCCAAAAACUAAAUAAAAGCAAAUAAAAAAACGCACAAAUCUAGCAGGCGGCUCCUCCCUGUCUGUAUGACGUAGGGAACAGACAACUUAACAACCGUUGGACAGCAAAACCAUAAGGCAUGCGGCAAGCUAAACAUCGCCAAUAUCCGACAGCUCAUGAGCAAUGAGGCGUGAAAGUUAUGCGAUAUUGAAAGAGGAUCUAUAUUCGUCGGGAGGACAGUGUUCUCUUGUCAUGAUUUGAAAUGUAAGAUACAGUGACUUCGCUAUCAUCCUCAUAAAUGAUGGUCAAAGUACCAUUAAAGGGGAGAUUUUCACCUCAAAAGCUACAUCGCUUAAAGCUUUUUCAUCUCCACCUUUAUUCGACCAAUUUUUAAUUAAUAAUGCCACAAAAAGCCGCUAAAACAGAAUACAUACAGCGAAGAUCAAGCAAAAACACAACGAAAGGAAUGAAGGAAUUUCCCUUAAAGAGCGUACCAAAGUACCAGCAACGGGUGAAACAAUUUUGUCCGCACCAUUCCCUACCAAACCUGUAAGAUUCCACCUUUUGUUUUAACGUAUCAUGUGAUAAAUGAUGCACAACGGGGCAAUCGGGCUUGGUUUGGAACAUCGCGGACGAAGAUUGUGAUCGACGGUGGUGUGUGCGCGCGCGCGCACAUGGUCUGCAAUUUGCGUGCGUGAGCUCAAAUUGAUUUGAAACAAUUCAAAUUGUCUUCCAGUUUUUUGGUGCUUUGUUCCACUAUGCUACGAUGAGCGCGAUUGUCCUUCUCGUCCCGUCUUCAACUGUUGUUUGUGGUUCGAUCGGUUAGGUCGUAAUAUUCCGCACGCGUCUCACGUCUCCAUCCAACAAUCGCUGAGAAAUUGUUUAACCUACCCAGGCAUAACCCUAAAAACCUGACGUGUGCGGUAUAAAAGCAAACGCUCCGUGGUGUGUCGUCUCAUUACGCCAGCAGUGGUGUAACAUCCCGAAUCGUGUUGUGUCGCCUUAGAGUAGUGCGGACCCGGCAGGAUUACCUCAAACUCUUCUAUCAAACAACUACCCCCAAAAACGUCUACUACCGAGCAGUAGAUCUCAACACGAGAUCUAAGUGCGCAACCGAAGUACAUCAAACGAUCCUGUUCGCUUGUGAAUCCUUUGUAACCGGAACAGUUGUGCUAAAGUGUUUUGGAGACAAGAUUUGAAUUUUGGCCUGUUGUGACUGGGUGGUGGGAAUAGUAAAACGAACCUUGAAACAAGGAUUUCAACAAAAAAAAAAUGUCCUACAUUGGCAACACCUCCGAUGUGGAGCAGGAGAAAAACCUGUCCGAAUAUCGACGACAGCGCAGUUCCAGCAAUCUGAUGCCGACCGGUACAAAGCAAUCGGUCGGCAGUCCGAAAAUGUCCGACGUGCUGUGGAACGAUAAGCGUGCCGCGAGCCGUGCUGUGAAUGCGAGCGAUGACGACGACUCGGAAGUGUCAGACAGCGAGAACUUUCUCGCCAAGGGUGCCUUUCUGCUGACGCCCUCGCACGAACUGUCGAUGGACCGGGCCGCGCUCAUAUGCGAAAAGAUGAACUUCAAGGGUUGCUUCAGCCUGACGAAGACGGCCACCGGCAUAUUGUUUAAGUUUUCCAACCCGGAAGACUAUCAGGCGGUGUUCAAAAAGGGCUUCCAUAAGGUGACCGGUGCACGGUUCUACAAAAAGAUUGCGAUCCCGUGCCGGCCGCAAAAGACAUUCAUGCUGUACGUAUUUGACGUACCGGAGGACCUGCCGGAGGAAGACAUCCGGCACUCGCUGUAUCGUUUCAACUCGGUGGUCGAGGUCGUCCGGCUGGUCGUGCAGUAUCAGAAACCCGCGAUCCAGCCGGAUCCCGGUCAGAUGCACGCGACCGCAGCCGCCGGUGCGCCCCAAACGAAACCCCAGGUACCAAAGCUGCCGACUACCAAACCGAUCGACGAGCAGGACGUGGCCCUGCAGAAAGAAUCGCCACCGCCACCGAUACGUAUCACGCUCGCCUCGCUCGAUGAGUACAAUCACCUACUGCAGAACGGGUUGGACUUCUAUGGGGCUACUUUUUUCCCUACCGAGGCCCAACUACCACCACACGCGGCCAAAAUUGCUACUAAACGGGGAACACGCAUGAUUGACGGAAGCAUUCCUGGGCGUGUGCGGGAGCUGCUCCCAGUGUUUGAUGCAGCGGGAUUUAGCAAAAUUCCGCCGCCGGCAUCGAAAACAAUUAAACCGCGCCCAUAAACCGCACAAGGACCAGCAUAAAACAGCAGCCAGCGGCUGCUGGUAUCCAUCAUUACCAUCGCCAUUGUAAUGUCUUGCCGCGAGAUCAUACAGCACGCACGCAUUCGCUCGCAAACGCACUUCUGAUUCACCUCUGCCGCCGGCCACGUGCAGAAUCCAAUCAACCCGACACAGCUCUAAUAUCAUGCGCGUUGCUCCUGCAGCACACGACAAGCAGUGCGCCUCGUAUACUACGACGCCGGCGCAAUCUUGCGUGACGGAUGCGCUACGCGUGAUUAGUUCGAUCCCUCACCAUCGUUGAGGUAUCUACGCUCGAAGAGUGGUUCAAUAAUCAUCCCAAAAUCCAGCGCAUUGAGGCGUGCAGCGUAACAACCAACAUCAUAUCAGCAUAUCCGAUGCGAGAACCAAGACGCGUGCGCGGCUCAUGCGCCAACUCAACCGAACGAUGGGAAGGUUUCGCCAAAAGUCCAAUUCGCCACUCCUUCAAUGCAAAUGCCAUACUUUCAACAUCAGCUUCACAUUUUGGUUUGAUUUAAGUUAUUCUCUACGAUGCUUGUUCCUAUGAUCUAGAUGCCAUCUAGAUGAUCCAUCAUGUGCAUAAAUUAUGCAAGUACUAUUCGAAUAGUUGUUGAUUGCAAACAAAACAAAAACCCCAUCCAUAACCCCUCAUACAGAUCAGCAUUUCUGUUGGUAAAAAAAAACCCCAAUAAAAUUUUCUCUUUCUAUCACAGCACAAAUGCUAACGACAAUCUUAUGUUUGAGAAAAAACACAUAUUGCACACAUUGAAGUACC
Molecule: messenger RNA, 3224 nt
Organism: Anopheles funestus (African malaria mosquito)
Lineage: Eukaryota; Metazoa; Arthropoda; Insecta; Diptera; Culicidae
Exons: 3
Coding region: 1454-2431 (325 amino acids)
Source: RefSeq, a predicted model, not a curated record